Messenger RNA from Dioszegia hungarica, 1659 nucleotides. RefSeq names its product rab-GTPase-TBC domain-containing protein. Lineage: Eukaryota; Fungi; Basidiomycota; Tremellomycetes; Tremellales; Bulleribasidiaceae. Gene Ontology annotation, biological process: endoplasmic reticulum to Golgi vesicle-mediated transport; positive regulation of GTPase activity. Gene Ontology annotation, cellular component: endoplasmic reticulum membrane. The record is from RefSeq and is a predicted model, not a curated record. The transcript has 5 exons. Bases 1 to 1659 code for a protein of 552 amino acids. Gene Ontology annotation, molecular function: GTPase activator activity.
AUGGAAGAAGAGAAGACAGCGCCCUCGAUCUCAUGGAUCGAUAUCCGGGAGAAGGUGGUGGAGCAAGCUCUCACGGACGGGGAUUAUGAAGCUCUCCGGCGGAUGUCUGCCCUUCCAGGGGGGUUUGGCGGUGAGGGUAUCAGGCGGAGAGUCUGGCCAGUCCUCCUCCAGACCGACAGAUUCUGCUCUGAAGCUACCCGAUCUUCGACAAGCGACGAAGCGGUACACGAGGAUGAAGGCCAAGUCGGGCUGGACACGAAUCGGUCUUUCGUGGUGUAUCCAACUGGGAUCGUUCCAGAACGGAAGAAAGCUAUGCAGGCGGACCUUUACAAUGUGAUUGUUGGCGUACUGCGUCGGUAUCCGACGCUGAGCUACUUCCAGGGCUACCAUGAUAUCCUGUCCGUAUUCUACCUCACAUAUAUCUCCCAGCCAGCGCCAGAUCCCCUCGUCCGCUCUCGCACAUCUUCUCGGAAUCACUCGAGGUCGACAUCAGCUCGGCCGGAGACAGAGCGGGAAGUCGGUGCCGAGGCUGAGAAGGUAGAAGAUGAGGGAUCUGCUGCGUCGGAAAAUUCAGAGCCGCGUGAUAGUCCGGAGUGGGAGAUACUGAGGAAGUGCGCAGAAGUUGUCUCGGUUCUGAGGGUACGAGACGCUAUGGGAAGCGGGAUGGAGGGCAUGAUGGGGAUGUUGCGACUCCUCAAGCGUAUACUCAGAGCAGCGGACCCUGAACUAUCCCGCUUCUCAUCACAAAUCUCCCCAGUCCCUACUCUCCCCUUCUUCGCCCUCUCCUGGAUUCUCUGCCUGUUCUCGCACGAUAUCGAUACCCUCGAACCUGUCCAGCGGAUGUUCGACUUCCUACUCGCUCGGAAUCCGAUCUCAGCUAUAUACCUCGCUGUCGCUAUCCUCAUAGCGAAGAAACCCCAGAUGAUGGUGCUCGCAGCCGAACUCGGCCCUGAAGCGGCAGAUGACCCAUCCCUCCUCCAUCCUCUCUUCUCGCGCCUACCUCCGCUGUACCCAGACACGCCCGACCAGACAACUCCUCCAUCCCAUAUCACGACCGACGCGACAAAUCGAGAAGGCGACAAUCCCAAUCCAUAUCGUCCAAUACCGCUCAGCGAGCUAUUCAGCCUGGCCGACAGGCUUAUGCUCGAGCACCCAUGGGAUGGACCCGAGAUCCGGGGACAAGAAAUUAUGGGUCAAGGGAGCGUAGUGAUGAGCUAUGAAAAGGAGAUGGCUCCCCGGCCAUUGGAGACGGGGGUAGGGGAUAAGGCUUGGACGCUGGUGGACGCAUUGCAGCUGGUGGAUCAGGAGGUGGUCAAGCCGGGUGCGGGCAUGAUGGAUGAUGAAGAGGAGGACGAGGACGAGGCGCCAGUACCAGUGCGCAAGCCGGGCCGACGAGUACAGAGGCGACGAUGGCUUUUGCGUCUGGGUCGGAAUAAGCUCGGGACGGCAGUAGCGGUCGGCGUGGUGGUGCUUGGGGUGGGUAUGGCGGUGUUUGGUGUGAAAGCGGGAGGGCCACACGCGAGCUGGGCGAGAUGGUGGGCUGCCAUUGUCGGGAAGCAGAUUGCUGGAAGCGGCGCAGGCGGGAGGGUAGGGGACCGGGUGGAUACUGCAGCGGAGGCGGGGCGGUAUCUUGCCCGCUGUCUGAGAGGGAUCAUGUAG